This is a messenger RNA of Carassius carassius (crucian carp), 2638 nucleotides long. Its product is annotated as sialoadhesin-like. NCBI's taxonomy places the organism in Eukaryota, Metazoa, Chordata, Actinopteri, Cypriniformes, Cyprinidae. The record is from RefSeq and is a predicted model, not a curated record. The transcript is spliced from 15 exons. Bases 91 to 2031 code for a protein of 646 amino acids.
UCCACAUUUCGCAGCGCUUGGCAUAGAACUUUUCUAUCCAAUCCAUUUGUUUGUGAAUGAGACUUCAUUAAGAAGGGCCACCCCAGGAACAUGAUGGGACCUCUGCUACUUAAAUUGCUUUUACAAGGUGUUCUGCUGUUUGAUGCUUUGGCAUGGUAUGUGAAUAUGCCAUCGGAAAUUCAUGGCCUCAAAGGUUCCUGUCUGGUCAUACCAUGUUCUUUCUACUACUCAUCAUACCCACCCAAUGACCCACGUAGAGUUGUUUGGUAUCAGUGGGUCUCUAGAGGUUAUCCUUUAGUUUAUGAUCCAUGGUAUCCAAGUUAUGUCAUUGAGAAAUUCAGAUUGAAAACUGCUUUAUAUGGUGAUCCAUCAAAAAGGGAUUGCAGUCUGUUGAUUAAAAAUCUGGACACGUCUCACCAUGGAGAGAAAUUAUAUGCAUGGAUUGACCCUGAAAAUGUUGGACGGUCCACCUUCAAAUUUUAUGACGUCACCUCAACUAUUGUUGUUGACACUCAGCCACAGCAGCCCAGCAUUUAUAUUUAUGGAGGUGAAAGGACAGGUGACAAAGUCACAGUAGCCUGUUCAACUUUCCACACGUGUCCAUAUAGCAAACCAACAAUAACUCUGAACGGUGUCGAAGGAUCUGACGGAAUCAGGGAUGAGUCUGUUAAGAACAAUCUAUGGAAAAUCACUUUGGAACGAAAAGGUAUCAUAAUGACAGAGCGCUCGACUAUUAAGUGUUCAGUAACACAUUAUGGUGGCAUAAUAGUGACAGCUACAAAGGACAAAAGUGCAGAAUGUGUUCAUCAUAAAAUAACGAUUGAGCCUGAACUGGCAGAUGUCACAGAGGGCAUCACAAAGAACUUCAUUUGUAGCGUCUACCAUUCCUGCCAGAAAGAGAAUCCAACCAUCACAUGGAACUAUGAGAACAUGCAGGUCACAACAAGGAACAAAAAACUCCCUGGUUUAAAUCAGAUCAGCUAUUCCAACAUAACCUUUCUGGCUGCAAAAGAGGACCAUGGAAAUAAACUGAUUUGCACCGUAAAAUUUUCUGGAGCAGACUUUGAUGCAUCCGUUGUUUUACGUGUACAACAGUAUCAAAAACCAGCCAGUCCAAUGCAGAAUGAAACUCAUUUCCAGUAUGUGGCAGAUGUGAUACCCAAGAUCACUGCACUGCCUCAUUCAUGUGUGGUAAUACCGUGUAGUUUCAAGAUGGAGGAAUAUGUCACUCGUCUUCGGGUUGUUUGGGUCACUGAAGGAGGUGGCUACAUGUUUCACACGGAUCCAGUCGAUGUCUUAAACAACUUCAAAGGCCACACAAGACUCCUCGGAAACCCAGAUGAACAUAACUGUACUGUGGAGAUGGAUAAUGUGCAAACUCAUGACAACGGGCCAUUCUGCUUCCGGGCAGACAAAGGAAGCAAAAAAUACAGCUUCAACAACAGCUGUGUGUCCAUUAUUAUGCAAGCAUCUCCCGACAAACCUGUGAUGUCAUCCCUCCCUGAAGACAUCGAGCCCAAGACACGCAUCGCCGUCAAAUGCUCAGUCAACCACACUUGCUCCUCUCACCCUCCCCAAAUCACCUGGAGCGUCCCAACAGCCCGAGACACUAUCAGCCACAGUCACAUGGGUGGAGGCGUCUGGGAAACAGUGUCCUCUGUGACCUUUGUUCCAACUGGAUAUGAAGAGAAAGAUGAAAUUGUUUGCACUGCCAACUUUUGGGGCGGUAGAACACAGGAAAACACUGGCUUCCUUAGUAUUAGACGAGUUCAGGGGCUUAGAUUGGAGACUAUUGGGUCUAGUAUCAUUGCUCCCACACUUGUGUUCAUUCUCAUUUGCGUUCUUGUGGGAGUCUUCAUAUAUAAAAUGCGACAGAGACCGCUUCAUCCAGAUCUGCAAGGGUCACAAUCUGAACGGAGGAGGUCAGUUUGGAACAGAUUAUCAAGUCGUUUAAGAACGCCUGACAGAAGUGAUAGAAGGCAAGUAUACCAGAGAAAGGUCAGAAAAGUUAGUGUCAGUAUUUAUUUCUAAUGAACUAACUAGUGCCAUCAACAGGGACACUGGAGAUGCUACUCGAAGAAAUAUGAGGCUUGAACAAAGAACAAACAACAUUUGUACGGUGUCAGAAAACAAGCCUUUCUCCAAACCUCUUAUGCUGUCACCAAAGAGUGAGCCAAAAUCCUCAGGUUAUGAUUAUGAGGCUGUUUACUCCAACAUGGAAGAUCUCAACGUGUAUGGAAAUAUCUGAUGAUAAUGAACAACACAAAGUUCAACAGUUUGUUUUUUGUUUUUUUUAAUGCUCAAAAUAAUAUUAAUCAGACUUUAUGCUUUCAAAUGUUAUCGCUCUUUUUGACUCUGUAGCUUGUGUUGUCUUAACUGAUUUUAUUAAUGUUGUUGUCUCUGUUCUACUCUGCCAUUUAUCAACACUUUUCAGCAUUUUUGUGAAAAAAAAUUACUAUAAAUAUAAACAUUCCAUCCUAUUUAGCACCUUGAUGAUUUAUCAGUUCAUUGUACUUAUCAAUAUCAUUCUGCAUGUUAAGUUUCUAAAAUAUGCUGCAUAUUGUGAAACAAAUUUGCACCAAUGUAUACAAUUCUUACACUGUUAGUAUUGACAGAAAUCUGCAUGAACAUAAUGUGA